AGUCACCGUCACCCAACUGGUCACACCACCGCCGACAUACUGCCUGCUGGGAUGAAGCUCGCCACCGGAGAACUACAGAGAUUGUUACAAAUCUGAGAUCCUUCACAAUCUUGGUGAUAACUCGAUCAGUUACUGACAUAUAGUUUUAAGGACAAGGGGGGAAAGAGGCGCGCUGCCAAAAUGAUGGAAGAAAUAGAUAGAUUUCAAGUGCCGAGUGCCGUACAGGAGGCGGAGAUGCAGGCAGAGAUGCAGCCGCUGGACCCGGCCUCGUCCACAGCCUCAGAGGUGGACUCCGACACCAGAGAGGGGGAACCUGUCACCAUCAACUACAAGCCCUCACCCCUGCAGAUGAAAAUAGAGAAACAGAGAGAGCUGGCUAGAAAGGGCUCACUGAAGAAUGGCAACACUGUAGGUAGUCCAGUCAACCAGCAGCCCAAGAAGAACAACGUCAUGGCCAGAACACGGUUGGUAGUGCCCAAUAAAGGUUAUUCCUCUCUAGACCAGAGCCCGGAUGAGAAGCCCUUGGUGGCGCUAGACACAGACAGUGAUGAUGAUUUCGACAUGUCCAGAUACUCAUCAUCGGGAUACUCCUCUGCUGAGCAAAUCAAUCAAGAUCUGAACAUCCAGCUGCUUAAAGACGGUUACCGCCUAGAUGAGAUCCCGGACGAUGAGGACCUGGAUCUGAUCCCGCCAAAAUCAGUCAACCCCACCUGCAUGUGCUGCCAGGCAACCUCCUCCACCACCUGUCAAAUACAGUAACCCCACCCUUCUGACCUCAUGCCCCUUCCCCUAUCCACACAAUAUAACCCCCGAUCUUCAUCUGCUGUGAGUUUACUUCGCCGCAGUGGUGACAGUGAAACAUUGGUAGAGUAUUGUAAUGACAGUGCUAUGAUGAUAAUGACAAUGAGAAAUAAUCAAAUUAACAUACAGAGUGUUUGGUUUAAAAUCCAGGAGAAGGAACACAUUUGAAAAAGUAUUUAAAAUAUGAGAUAAAGCGGUGUUUUCCUCCUAUGGUAGGACGUGCACUUGUGUUUGAAAGCCCUUCUCCUGGUGUACAUGAUGUAACAUAUUAGUGGACAGAAGACAGAUGGUCAAUUGAUGCUAUAAAUUAAAGCUAUAAUGAACUCCAUUAUCCUGAAGAAUAAGAAACAUCAUAACCGCUGACUCAACUGUUCUGCUUACCUUACUGAAUUCUGGGUUGCAUUUUUGCAUUUUUAUAGGAUUUUUUUUUUUUUUUUUAAUUUAAAUGCUUACUUUUUUAAGUCUGAUGGAUAAGUAUGAUUGUAUGUGUUGACAUGGAGAUAUUAUAAAAGUGUGGGGUGCAGUCUUUGUGUCUCCAAAUAAAGGACAUGUGGCACUGUAAUCAUUGUACUGUACAGGGUUGUUAUGUAGCACAGACCAGGUCUUUGCACUCAUUCAUGCCACCCUCAACACUUUUUUUGCUCGACUAGCUUGAGAUGUUUCAGUACCGAAUUUAGGGAUGAAUGUAUGAACAUGAAUGGCUAAGGAACAAAAUGCAUGAAGAGCACCCAACUAGAAAAACUGAAUGGAAAAUAAUAAGGAAGUAACUUGUUGCACAUUUGAUUUCUGCCCUAUUUUUAUUGUGCAAUCACAUGCCAAUGCUGUGGCACGAGCUUGACUUGUGUUUGUUUUUAAAUUUGCACAGUUUUUUUUUUAAAUAUUUUGGGGGCCAUAUCUGUGUACUCUUUCCUGCAUAGCAGUGACAGUGUCUUAUCUGAAAUGAACUGUGUCAAAAGGGAAGGGAUAUUACAUAUCGUUGUAACAACGCUCGCACACGAUGCUCACAUGAUGCUCACAUGAUUGACAUAUAAUCAAGGCCAAAGGGAUUGCAGGGGCCUUUUGAUUUUUCAGCAUACAUUGUUGAGUUACCCCACUACACUAAUUUCUCAAUCACUAGUCACUCCCUCCUUCUCAUUUCUGUUCCAUGACCACAGACCAUCAGGCGAGUACAUAGGUUCAGACAGCAGAAAGAUUCACUUUCUCAUCUUUCUCUCUCACACACACACACACACACACACACACACACACACACACACACACGCACAUAAAUGCAUAUGCAUAUGCAUGCAUAAAGACAUACAAAGUCUACAUAAAGAGUGAGAUGGCAUCUAUUUGUCUAUUUAAGGUAAUAGGUUGUCAAUUGUUUUGUAAUUGCAAUAUCAAGCAUCAUUGACUUGGAGCACUAAUAUCCUUUAUUCACAACUCCCUCCCUUAAAAAUCAGUUGAU
This is a messenger RNA of Plectropomus leopardus (leopard coralgrouper), 2248 nucleotides long. It is a transcript of the gene fam219ab, whose product is annotated as family with sequence similarity 219 member Ab. The record is from RefSeq and is a predicted model, not a curated record. NCBI's taxonomy places the organism in Eukaryota, Metazoa, Chordata, Actinopteri, Perciformes, Serranidae.